CUGAAGUGAACGUGAUUAGCGUCUGCUAGAGCCAGAGUCCGUGAAAGCGAAACCGAUCAUGUGCCGAGAAGCUUUUUUUGUAUGCAAAUAGAACUAGAAAACUUUGCAAAUAGAUGUUAAGCGUGGAAUGUGUAUACCAAAAUUUAUGUGAAACUAACGAAUUGAAAAGUGUCAAUCCUCGUAAUUGAAUUAUCCUAGCUGGCUUUCGUGUGGUAUCUGUGCGCAAACGCACUAUAUGAUUCAAUAAACAUUGAUCUUUGACCGACCAUGUAUAUGUCACAAAAGUUGUUUGGUCCGAUCUAGGUUAACUCUUUGCUUGAUCCUUUAUCACUUCAGCAAAAGAUAUUGAUGCUCUGUUGUAGCUCUCUUUUGCUUGCCAGUUGAUUAAUCAAAACCAUAGUAACAUUGAAAUCAUGUCAUACAAUGCCCUAGACCACCUAGCUGAUCUAACUCAAUAUCUGAAUCUAACUAAGCUGUUUGGGUCAUCUAUAGAUAUUUAUUACUCCAAUUGGUUGUCAUGGCUUUUCACACCCUUAAUCGCUGUCUCUCUUCUACCGGGAAUUAUCAUUAUAAUGCUCUACAUCACUUCUUCUCUUUUGUACAUCUACAAAUUACAUAGAUAUAGGCUACUAGAUGCAUAUGAUAAAGACAUAUGGGAUGCAGGAAGAAAGGUUGUUUCAGCAAUAUGGGAUGCAUUAGGCUGGAUUUGGCAUGGUUAUGAAAUUAUUGGAAUUGAAAAUAUUCCUCCUGGUGGUGCUCUUCUAGUAUAUUAUCAUGGAGCAGUCCCAAUAGACUUUUAUUAUAUAUGCAGUCACAUAUUAUUGUAUGAAGGUAGACUUAUCAAUCCUGUUGGAGAUAGAUUUCUUUUCAAAAUUCCAGGAUGGAGUAGUCUUUUAGAGGCGUUUGGCGUAAUACCUGGUACCGUUCAGAGCUGUGCAGCGCUUUUGAGGAAAGGGAAUCUCUUGGCCAUAGCUCCAGGAGGAGUUUAUGAAGCUCAGUUGGGUGACCAUAACUAUGAGCUUCUUUGGAGGCAACGUUUAGGUUUCGCGAAGAAAAAAAUGGCGAAUCGUAACAGAAGGGCUAAUGCUCCCGAUGUAGACAAUACUAUUGAUUUAGUUCAAGUGGAUGGCUUGGUCGUGGCGAAGAUUAUCAAGCAUUGCCAUGAAGAGGGAAGCAGCGCUGUGGAUGUUGCUCAAGGUGUUUUACUCGGACUGGUUGCUGAUACUCGUCUUGAAGUAACAAAUUGCUUCCCAUUUCCAAAAAAUCUUGAUGAAAACUUUGAUGAAGAAGAUUACCAAAUGGAAAUGAUGCGUCAUCUGAGAAAAGUCAAUGUGGAUCACCUUCAUGUUGGCUGGUAUCAAAGCACUCAACAGGGGGCUUUUCUCUCUACUCAGUUCCUUGAGUCUCAGUUUACUUAUCAGACUUCGAUUGAAGAGUCUGUUGUGCUGAUCUAUGACCCACUGAAAACCAAAAGAGGGUUUUUGCACUUAAAGGCCUACCGCUUAACUCCCCAGGCAGUUGCCCUCUACAAGGACAAUGAUUUUGGUGCUGAUGCCAUCAAAACCCAUCACUUGAGUUUUGAAAGCCUAUAUCAGGAAAUUCGACUGGUGAUCCAUAAUUCUCACUUGGUCAACGCCCUUCUGUGUGAACUCAGUGAAAUGGUUCCUUCAUACGAGGGCUCCCAAUAUCUUGAUUUAGGAACUGCGUCUGUACUUGAAAAGCACCUGAGGAGCUUAACAGAUAAUGUUGACGAGCUUUUACAGGACACGAACAAGUUCAAUAUCUAUCAACGCCAGGUCGUAAAGCAACAGCAGGAAAAACAGAAAUAUGUUCAAAAAAGGAAUUUGGAAAAUACUGCUAGACAGGCCCGUGGGGAAGCGCCGCUGCCUGACGAGGAUAUAACAAAGGUUUUCAAACCGAUUCCAGUGCCCCCGCGUUUGGAACCUAUGGUUCUCUCUGCCCAAAUUGCAGCCCAUUGUCAACAAGUAUCGCUAUUUUGUAGCCAAGCCCUAGGGAAGUUGUUUUUGUCUGAAGCGCUGCAGCAACCGCAACCUUCUCAACAAACGGUAUUGAAAGCGAUGGAAACUAGAAUGGAGAGAAAGUAUAAACAGGAAAAGAUGAAGAGUGGCCUUGAAUCAUCCAUACUUUCUGCAAUUGCAGACGGAGAUGAAGAACUGGUCAGUGCUUACUCAAGAAUGUCUUUAGAUCCCGUUGCAAGAGCUGGGCGAAUAGACGAAAAAAUCGUGAACUCGGUUUGUAGCAAAGCAAACAUGAAUAUGGAGCGAAUCGCACGCCUAAUAAGUCAGGCUCGUCAUAUUGGCAUUUGUUUUCUAUUGGAUACAACUGGAAGCAUGUGUUCCUACAUUAAUGGAGUGAAAGAACAAAUCGUCGAGAUAGUUGCGCGUUUGGAGGCAAGCGGUUGCGGAAUAGAAGGAUUAGCAUUUGUGGGCUACAAAGAUUGGUGUGACGGGAUAAACCAUUUUGAAAUACUUCCUUUCACCAAGUCUAUUUCUGAAUUUAAGUCAUUUGUUGCCACAAUCUGCGCAAAAGGAGGUGGAGAUUUUCCGGAAGAUGUUCUUGGAGGACUCAGUCGGGCAAUAUCUCUUAAUUGGCCACUAAAUAGUGGUACCAGAAUAAUUUUCCAUCUUGGUGACGCUCCACCUCACGGGAAAACUAUUUUUCAUGACGGUCGUCAUAGAGAUGAUUACGAAAACGGCCAUCCCCACGAUCCACCACUUGAGGAGCUUUUUCGAUACAUGCAUCGCAAGAAAUUGAUGUACUAUUUCGGCCGUAUAAAUGGAGAUUGCGACAGGAUGAUAGCGACCUUUGAAAGAUACUACGGUGGAAAAAUAGAAACCCUGGACAGCGCAGAAGUCUGUAACAUUUUGCGUUCAGUAACGGAAAGCGUAAUGAGGUCAGUCUCUGUCACUCAACGUUCUGAUUUUCCUACUACGGUUGACAAGGAAUCACUACCAUUCAGCAUAGAGAAAAAAGAACCAAACUGGGCACAACUUUUGCGUUUAGAUGGCACUAUUUUAACUUUAGAAUUACCGACAUCGGUUGAAGAAAUAACUUCUUUUGCCAAACUACAGGAUAAAAUUAAGAAGUGCCGACUGCAGAUUGCUCCGAAUCCUUUUGCCAAAGGGUCGGUUCGUUUGGCUUACUUCGGCAAAAUUUAUUAUUCGUCGUCAAAGGACUCUAAUUCAUCGGCAUCCGAAAUUGUUGAUGACGCUGUAUUUAAAGAAAUUAUUUCGCUACCGAAAGUAGCAGAUCUUGAUCGCUGGCGUUACAUGACUGAUCUUGAAGCACAGACAGUUGCAGCUAAACUGGCGAUCGAAUUUAAUAGUAGACUGUUCAGAACCCAGCAAAACCCCAACAUCAAAACGAAAUUUUUAAUGACCAAACUUGUUCGUGUUUUCAAAAAAGAAGAUGUCGCUCCGCGUUAUUUAGCUUACGAGCAAAGAUUCCGGGGAAAUCCUAACAUGGUCAAGUAUACAAACAACGUAGACUUCGUUCAUGAUGCAGAAUCUUUGGACGAAAAUGGCCGCAAAAAGCUCGAAAUUGCUUUAGCGUUUUCCCAUUUCAGCCACGAUAUCACUGAUGGAUAUUUGCUCGUUUGUGAUUUGCAGGGAGUUUCCUAUGUAGACGCGAAAGGGAAAGAAAUUCUGUUACUGACGGACCCCGCUAUUCAUUGUUCAAAGCACAUUCGCUUUGGGAAAACCAAUCUAAGCUCGAUUGGCAUAAACAAGUUCUUUAAAAAGCAUGUAUGCAAUAAAUAUUGUCUAGCAUUAGGAUUGAAGAUGCCAAGUGGAUAAGCAGUCUGAGAAAACACUUACAAAAAUUCCCUUUUCUCGCGUGGAUUUGCACCAGGUUACCACAUAGUCUGUUUUUAUAUGGUUUUCUUUGAUGAUGUUGUGAUUUGGCUACAAAUCAUAAACACCUUACAAGUUCGCAUUAAUCGUAUUUUACUCUUGUUUCACAGUCAAAUAAAACUCAGUUAUUCGCAUU
Daphnia magna is the source of this 4008-nucleotide messenger RNA. RefSeq lists its product as uncharacterized. The transcript has 14 exons. NCBI's taxonomy places the organism in Eukaryota, Metazoa, Arthropoda, Branchiopoda, Diplostraca, Daphniidae. The record is from RefSeq and is a predicted model, not a curated record. Gene Ontology annotation, biological process: peptidyl-threonine phosphorylation. Gene Ontology annotation, molecular function: metallopeptidase activity; protein serine/threonine kinase activity; ATP binding. Bases 414 to 3815 code for a protein of 1133 amino acids. Gene Ontology annotation, cellular component: cytoplasm; eukaryotic translation initiation factor 3 complex.